CUCUGACGUAAUUUUCCUGCGACCGGCGUCUGCAUCAUGAAUCUCCAUGUGAAGCUCCAGUUCCAUUAAGUAUAUAAUACAAUUUGUGUUGUGCGUUGUUUAUGACAAUCAUUGGUGCUGCGAUACAUGCCGGGCUACUUCCUUUUGCAAAGAGACCCGUGAGAGGAGAAGAAACUACUGAUUGAGUCCUCUUUCGUCUCCGCGACAAGGACAAAUGUGGAAUGGUGGACUUGGCUGCUGAUAACUGAGAUUAUAUUCUCCUCUUUCUGCUGUGGCCUCACCUCCGGAGCCCAAUGGCCACUCGUUUCUUGGGCAGAUAUGUCCCUCUGCUAUGCGGGGCCUCCUCUCGAACCUCAUCCGCUCGCCUGCCUCCAUCAGUCACCGGCCUGGCUCACGUGCAGAGGAAUCGUUGUCGGCCGUGGACUAUGGAGAGGUCGCUAUGCGAGAGGCGGGUGCUGAGAAAAGACGUGGUGUAUUUAAGCAUGCCGACUCGCACCCAGCUGGAUGAGAUUCUGGAAAAGGCUGCGGUGCCCGAGGAGAUCCUCGUUGCCUGGGAACAACAUGGAGGAAAUGGUAAUCAAGCAGCUUCUACUCUGUUGGCGUGGACGAGGAUGAUGCAGAAGACGCAGGCUAAUACUCACCAACUGCAUACCAAGGACCCGAGGCUGCGGGACAUCAUGGACACUAUAACUCGGCAGAUAUCAACUGUGUGGAACGGCAGUCUUGUGUCCAUCUUGCGGGCUCUUUGGGUGAUGGGCGGCCCUGGCACAGAUCCGGUGUUGGCUUCUAUACAAACGGAGGUCUUGUGGCGAAUCCGCCGAUUCAGCUACAAACAGUUGGCCUUCCUGGCUGAGUGGGGGAGCGGCAGAAAGGCGCCGCAGGACGUAGCCAUUGUGACGGCAGCGCUAAAACAGCUGGAACUGCGCUGGACGGAAAUCUCCGAUGCCAAAACUGUCUGUGCGCUCAUUUCCAAAGGACAACACCUGUCGCCUGUCCUAAUGGACAGACUGGAAGACAAGGCUUUGGAGCUCGUCGAAGUCUUUUCAGCUGAAGAAAUUCUCAAAGUGUCCGUGUCUUUAGCUGUGCUGGGCCGCAGAUCCGUGCCCCUCCUCAGGGCGCUGUCCUACCAUCUCCUGCAGAAACCGUCGGCAGAGUUCACCACUCCGCUUAUACUCCAUAUGGCCUUUGCGUUUGGUAAGCUGAGUUUCCACCAAUCGCAAGUGUUUCAGCGAAUGGCAUCCGAGUUGCUGCCGAGAGUGUCUGUACUGACCUCCGGCGACAUUAUGCGCUUUGCAAAAUCAAUGGGCUUCCUCAAAUGGCUCCACAUCCCGCUCUUUGAGGCCUUUGCCGAGCACUAUGUGGAGCACAGUGACAAAUACAGCACUCUGCAGCUGUGUAACAUGCUCAUGACGUUUGCCAGACUGAACUUUCAGCCGAGCAAAGGAGACGAGUUCUAUGCAAAAGUUCAUCCCGUGCUGGAGAGCUCCCUCUCGGACAUGGAGCCUUUUCUUCGGACGGAUGUCGCAUGGUCCCUGUGCGUGCUCCAGCAGGCCAAGCCUCACUAUCUCAGCCCGCUCAUCCAGCCGGAACACGUCGCCAAGUUGUCAAAUGCCAGUCCGGUUCGAGUGGAGAACUACCGACUAAAACUGCUCCAUGUCGCCGCCACGCUGCACCUGGAGCAUCCUGAAUUAUCCUCAUCCCGCACGGACGUUCCGCCUGUCCCGGCCAGUACCUCCACACUCUCCCCACUGCAGAGCAACCUGAGAGAGACUUUGGAUAUUUUGGUGAACAGGCCGGAGAUGCUUCGCACGGGCGUCAGCACUGUGUAUGGAUGGACUAUUGAGGGUGAAGUGGUCGUGGAUAGUGACAACAAGCCCAUCGACUUAUCCCAGCUGAGAGCUCCUCAUCUUCCGAACGGUGGCGGGAAGCAGGCGUUACCUGAAGGGGCACGGCGGAUGGCUUUUCUGGCGUGGGAUUUCCCCAACUUUGGCUCCAAGAGUAAAGACCUUCUGGGGCGCUUCAUCAUGAUGAAGCGACACUUGCAACUUGCCGGCUUCAUCUUAGUUGACGUUCCUUAUUACGAGUGGUUGGAGCUGAAGACGGAGCAUCAGAAGUUGUCCUAUUUAAAGGACAAGAUGGGCAAGGCUGUAGCCGAGGACAUGGCCAAGUGAACCGGCUCACCUCGAUCACAAUUGCAAACUCGGCUCAAUCAGAAGCUUUCCCUCACAAACGGAACACCGGGGAAUGCAGUAAACAAACACACACAUACAUUAAAGAGUGCAGCAUUGCAGAGGAGUGUGUGUGCACCGAAAACAAACCCAACUAAAUAUCAUAUAUAGAUUGACUGUUGUUCCCGUGGCAACGUGUUUGGGGGCUUUCCCUGUUUCCAUGGAGAUGCUGAGCAAGAGUUCCGGAGUCAGAAAAACCAGCAGCAAGGUCUUCACUUGUUCUCAGCUCCGAGUUGCAGCAUCUGUAAGGAAUACAGAACAUUUAGCUAAGAUGUGAUCUAUGAAAGCAUUCAAUUGAUGGUAAUAAUUUAUCAAUGUGUUUGAGUCAUCAUGUGAUGGAAUUAAAAAAUGUUUUAUUGUUAAUUA
Molecule: messenger RNA, 2594 nt
Organism: Syngnathus typhle (broad-nosed pipefish)
Lineage: Eukaryota; Metazoa; Chordata; Actinopteri; Syngnathiformes; Syngnathidae
Gene: fastkd4
Product: transforming growth factor beta regulator 4
Exons: 11
Coding region: 294-2171 (625 amino acids)
Biological process (GO): regulation of mitochondrial mRNA stability; mitochondrial RNA processing
Cellular component (GO): mitochondrial matrix; ribonucleoprotein granule
Molecular function (GO): RNA binding
Source: RefSeq, a predicted model, not a curated record